AUGAUGUUGUUGAGAAGUGCGGUUCUGCUGAGUUUGUUCGGUCACGCUGUAGCUAUUUGGCCAUUCAAUAGCAACUACCAGAAGGCGGUCAGUUACAAAGGACGCGUUUUGUGCGGAGGAAAGGUUUAUUCAAAUGUGGUAGGUUUUUGCUUUUAAAAAUUUUAAAGGCUUUUUUACGACAUUGACGGCCCAAAAACGAUAUUUGACUGGUCUAGAACAGGUUAAUGGCAUCUUGCUGCCCGGAAAUACGUUUUGGAGGUUUUUUAAAAAUGGAAGUUUGAUGGAAGAUUUUCAAUGUAACUUGCACUAAAAAUCUUCCACCCAACUUCCACUUACAAAAUGUGCCAAAAACUCAUUUUUAGGCCAUUUUAAGACAUUUUGAAAAUGGAAGUUGAGUGGAAGAUCUUCAGUGCAAAAUACAUUACAAAUCUUCCACUCAACUUCCACUUUUUAUUUUUCAAAAUUACGCUUGAUAAUUAUAUUGUCGUUUUAGAAAAUCGAGUUGUGGGAGGAUGAUGUCUUCCAAGACGAUUUUGUGUCUUCAUCGUCUCCAAAUAAAGAUGGAUGGUACUACAUCGGAGGACUCUGCAUUGAUGGCCCGUUUGAAUGGGAAGUGGAGCCAUAUCUCAUUAUGUAAGUUAUUGAAAGUUUUUUAAUUGAAAUGGGUAUUUUUUGCUUUGGGGUAACAUAUUUUAAGGAUAUCAAAAAAGGUAGUUAGAAAGGUUGAUUUUAAAAAGUGGAAGCUGAGUGGAAGAUUUUUAAUGCAUUUUGCACUGAAAAUCUUCCACUAAACUUCCAUUUUGAAAAUGUCAAAAAUUGACCUAAAAAUGAUUUUUUACCACGUUUUAGGGUGGAAGUUGAGUGGAAGAUUUUCAGUGCAAAAUAAAUUACAAAUCUUUUACUCAACUUCCAUUUUAAAAUACUUCAAAUUCUACAUUUUUAUCAAAUUUUAGGUACCACCGUUGCAACGAGCACAAGGAAUGCUACUACUUUGACUCUUGGCAAUGCGAGAACAUCCACGAGCUGAACAAUCAGGGCUAUAUGCACGACGGUUCAAAAUGUUUCGAAAAAGAUUACGCUGCUACAACCUAA
Molecule: messenger RNA, 1092 nt
Organism: Bursaphelenchus okinawaensis
Lineage: Eukaryota; Metazoa; Nematoda; Chromadorea; Rhabditida; Aphelenchoididae
Source: the annotation of a GenBank genome assembly